CAUCAAUAUAUUUCCCCCCCUCGAAAAUCUCCGAGUCAGCCUUCGUUCGCGUCCGUACCAAUUUGCUGGGUGAUCCGACCGACCUUCUAAGUUUCCUGUUCAGGACGUUCAUUAAACUCCUCUCGGCAGAAAGGGGCGCUUGAAACGUCCGGUCCUCAGAAUCUUCCCCGCCUAAGAACCGCCCUUGACAAACAACCCAACAUUCUUUCCCGUCGCCAUCGCAUUAACCUACCCUCGUCAACUAUCCUGUCGUCACCGGCCCUGGAUUAGCUGCGCCUGUUGUCGACUGUAUCACGGUUCAUAAAGUCGAAUUCUUUACGCGAACCUGACCCCUACAGGUCACCGCGGCCAUUUUGACGCCUUUUCGGGAAGUUGACUGGGAAAUAGGAUCUCAAUCUACCACAGUGGUCUAAAAGGGUUACGCCGGUCGUCCCUCUUUCCUUCGCUCAACUACUAGCACAACAACCAUACUGUCUGGAGCAGGUGUCCAGAUACUGAUACCCCUUGCAAUUGUUUCCUGACACUUCUACAUCUACAACUACAACAUGAAAUCAUUCACGCUCAAGUCGGCUCUUGCAGCCUCCACCCUUCUGAUUGCAGCCAACUUGCCAGCAGUGAUCGCACAGACACAAGUCGACAAGGGAUGCUAUAGUGAUUCGACGCCGUUGAAGGAUCAGGGUCCUUAUACGUACCAAAGUAACGGAUAUUGCCAGAAGCUAUGCUUGAAGGAUAACUAUGCUGUUUUUGCCUUGUCGAAGGGCACAAACUGUCUUUGCGGUAACCAAUUACCAGCAACAUCGGCUAAGACAAGUGACGGCGACUGCAAUGUCAAAUGUGCUGGAUGGCCUGAUGUUAUGUGCGGUGGUAAUAAUGCGUUUUCCGUCUAUCUCACUGGUAUCGAAGAUAAUGUGGAUAAUUACUCAUCCUCGUCUUCCUCCUCCUCGAGCUCUUCCUCUAGCACCGAGAGUGGAGCCUCGACAACGACCAAUGGAGGGACUGUCGUUACUACUACUGGUGGACAAACAGUGAUCAAGACGGCGGAUAGCGAAAAGACAACGCAGGGUGCCGAGCAAAAGGAGAAGAAGUCUGGAUCGAAUACUGCUGCCAUCGCCGCUGGCGUCGUCGUGGGAGUUGUUGGUUUCUGUGCUUUGGUGGGGGCUAUCUUCUUUCUAUGGCGGUUUAAGAACCGUUCCAACAUGCCCGAACAGUAUCGAAACAACAACAUUGACAGCUUUGGCGCCAAACCCAUGUCCCAAAGCUCCAUGUCUGAUUCUAGGUUCGACGGUGACUUCAUGGCAAAGCGGCGUCAGAGCAAUGGCAGCAUCGAUGAUGAUCAAGACUUUUCCCGUCGAAUUUUGCAGGUGACCAAUCCCGAUCGCCGCUACUAAAUUCAGGAACUCUGAACCUCCCAAAUGGACCAUGUCCCUUGUGAAUCAUCGAACAACAGCCUUGGCUACUAGUCCUACUCGUUAUCCUGAUAUACAUAAAUUAGUUUGCGAUUUUUACGCUUGAGCUUUAUACAUUCCUUCGAUUUCAUUCCUGAUUUCCCCUCUACCGCGAUCUAUUUGGCGACCUUGCGAUAUCCUGAGGCAUAUUCUGUAGAUAAGUUAUGACGUUUUACUGUCUACUUUUGUUUGCAACAUGUUGUUCGAGUCUAGAACCGCAACGCAUCCCUACUUCCAUAAUCCCGCAACGCCCCGUGACGCGCUCGGGAAGUCAAGAACGAUAUCACCAUCGCAGGCCGCGAAGCAAAAUGCUCUCUCUGCUUGGAAGGAAUCGGCCCGGACUUGGCCUUAUGAAUGUGUGAACGGCCACAAGAUACCCGGGAGGGUCAGAAGCUUCGUUCUGGACUUAGACUGCGGUAUGUCGACCAGAGAAGUUGUAUUUUUGAAAAGGCGUUCUGCGGUGAAGUAUUUUUGAGUUCUCCCUUGUGAACACAGUUGUGUUCCUUCAUACCUUUCUGUUCUUGCGCUGGGGCUAUCCUGCCUUGGUUACUUUCUUUUCCUUUGAUUUCUUAUUAUCUGUGAUUUACUGAACUUCCCUUGGCCAUCAUCUCCCUAAUGUUGUUGGUAUGCUUGGGGAACUGUAAGUAAGAUGAUGGCUGAGCCUGUAGUUAAUGCGAAGAAUGAAUGGAUACCACUCUUGUUU
This is a messenger RNA of Aspergillus nomiae NRRL 13137, 2148 nucleotides long. RefSeq names its product WSC domain-containing protein. The record is from RefSeq and is a predicted model, not a curated record. Bases 546 to 1388 code for a protein of 280 amino acids. NCBI's taxonomy places the organism in Eukaryota, Fungi, Ascomycota, Eurotiomycetes, Eurotiales, Aspergillaceae. The transcript has 3 exons.